Molecule: messenger RNA, 936 nt
Organism: Didymodactylos carnosus
Lineage: Eukaryota; Metazoa; Rotifera; Eurotatoria; Philodinida; Philodinidae
Source: the annotation of a GenBank genome assembly
ACACAGUGAAACAGAACGAGAAAAAAAACUAUGUGUCGUGCAAAGACAUCACGUCAAAUGUGAGGCGAUGUCUGUAUACGUUCUAUCUUGUGCAAGAAGAGAUAUCUCCUUAUUUGCUAUAGUCCUAAUAUAAAAUAGAAAAGAAAAUACGUGAUGUAAUCGAACAAUAUCAUUCGAACAAAAAUAUUGAUUCAUGGUGGGAAAAAACCCAAGAGGAGAAAGAGAAAAGAAAUUACCCAGUGAAUAGGACUUUGUCAUAAAUAUAAGGCUCCGGAUUCUAUCGAGAUAUUAUCAAUUUACAUUUGGCGCACAGCACAACACAGCAUUCUCGUAAGUAUUCAUUCAUCACUUCUUAUUUUUUUGCAAUAUAAAAAACAACUUUUAACAGGUCAACCAAUAAACUAUCAGUUUUACGAUGUUUUCAUCUAACAGUAAGUUUAAAUAAAUUAGCAAUCACUAAAUUCUAUGUAAUUUCGUACAACUUGAGAAAGUGACGCCGAUAUGUAGUAAAAAAAUAAGACAUUCAUUUUUAUUUUAUGGCUAUAUAGUAGACUGAUUUGUAUUGAAUUGGAUACAGGUCAGCCUUUGAUUAGUUUUCAAUAUUACACUUCUAAUCUUUGUUAUGAUUCUUGUCGAUCGACUUCUUUUUCAAUUUUUUCUCAUUUAUUUUUUUCAUUCAAUCGUAGUUACGAUCGAGCGGAAAAGAUGGGUGGCAUAAAAUGCAAUGAAUGCGGUGUUACUGUUAGCAGUGUAGCUGCGGCAUUACGUUUAUUAGCUGAUCUCGGCACAGUGAUUCUGGAGCGAAUACCGCGUCUGGCUUGCAUCAGCGCCGGAGCUAAUUGCAGUACUACAGAGAGCGGGAUCCUUGCUGAACAAUACAACGGUCGAGGAUAUAAAUGUGUCAAUGGACAUUCAGGUCGUUGGGUGGAUGCUUGA